AUGGCUCCGCCCGCAAAGCGCCGUAAGAAGAAUGUCGAAUCGGACGACGACUACGAUCACAACCCCGACCACGACAACAACCACGACAACAAACAAGACCAUGGCCGACCUCAGCACACCAACACAUUGCUCAACUUCCUCAAUUCAUCACCCACGAAACCCUCCUCCGCUCGCCCGACACCUUCCCCAAGCCCCACGAAACCGAAGACAGGCACAUCCAGAAAUGGCCUGAAGCACGACACGAGAAGCCCCAGCACUAGCCCCGUGAAGCCCAGAUCACGGGCCCCCAAACGGACCUCGAAGACGGAAGAGAAGGGCAGGUCCGGCGACCUGCUGGCCCUCUUCUCGAGGCAGGCACAGAAGGCGCCGCCCCCGUCGAAACCCGCGGCGCCCCUCGUCCUCGACGAUGACAUUGUCAGCGAUCCCAUAUCCGAAGAUGACGUGGCGCCCAAAGCAGGCAGCGCGAGCUUCGUCGGCUUGAACGCGAGGAAACGCUCGCGAGACGGCACGUCCGGCGGCCCGUCGACGAUGACGAUAUCAGCAACAACAACAACGACUGGUGGUCUGGCCUCGAGCAGCCAGAAAUUCCUCCGACCGCCGAGGCCGAGCCGCCCCGCGGCUCUCGACGAUGACCUGAGGCCGUGGUCCGAGCGAUUCGCCCCCGUGUCUCUCGACGAGUUGGCCGUGCACAAGAAAAAGGUGGUCGAUGUGCGGCGGUGGCUGGAGGAUGUGCUGGCUGGGCGCUUGCGGCAGCGCGUGCUGCUGCUCAAGGGCGCUGCUGGAGCUGGCAAGACGACGACGAUGCGCCUGCUGGCGCGGGAGUUGGGCUGCGAGCUCCUGGAGUGGAGGAAUCCCACGGGGCCGACGAGCGGCGGCCUCGGCUUCCAGUCGGCGUCGGCUCAGUUUCAGGAGUUUCUCGGCCGCGGCGGCAAGUUUGGCCAGCUUGAGAUGGAUGGUGGUACUGGUGGCUCAGAAUCGUCAACACAGGCGCUGGACAAGGGCGCACGGCGCAUCAUUCUGGUCGAGGAGUUCCCCAACACGUUUGCGCGCUCCUCGACGGCUCUGACGUCGUUCAGAAAUGCCCUGCUGGCGUACCUCGCGGCGAACACGCCGUCCCUGUCGGCCUUUGGACGACCGUCACAAAACGCCACCAUCACACCCGUGGUCAUGGUCAUAUCGGAGACCCUGUUGACGACGACGUCGGCGUCAGCAGACAGCUUCACAGCCCAUCGCUUGCUCGGUCCGGAAAUCCUCCGCCAUCCAGGAGUCGGCGUGAUUGAGUUUAACGCGAUAGCGCCGUCCAUUCUUGCCAAAGCUCUCGAGCUGGUCGUCAUCAAGGAGGCUAGGAAAUCGGGCCGGAAACGCACCCCGGGACCUCUUGUCCUCAAGCGUCUCGGCGAGAUUGGCGAUAUUCGCAGCGCCAUCUCCUCCUUGGAGUUUCUCUGUCUCAAGGGCGACCAGGAAGCCGACUGGGGCGCCAAGGUUGCCUUUACGAAAGCCAAGAGAGGCUCGAAGGAAUUGCUCGCCAUGACCAAAGGCGAAGAGGAGAGCCUCGAGCUCAUAUCACAGCGAGAAGCCAGUCUCGGCAUCUUCCACGCCGUGGGCAAGGUUGUCUACAACAAGAGGGACGAGCUGCCGCCCAAAAAUGACACGGUUGAAAUCCUACCGAGCUACCUGACACACCACGCCCGUCCCAAACGUUCGCAGGUCUCCGUCGACGCUCUCAUUGACGAGACGGGCACCGACACGCACACCUUUGUGUCGGCGCUCCACGAAAAUUACCUCUACUCGUGCGAAAGCCCGAGUCCUCUCGACCCCGACUCGUCUCUCGAUUACGUCAACGGCUGCCUCGAGUAUCUUUCUCUCAGCGAUCUCCUCAGCCCCUCCUGGGACAUUUUCUUCGGCGGUCGGGGCCCCUCAGGCGGCUACGGUGGCAAGGAUUCGAGCAGCCAUGUUCUGCGUCAAGACGAGAUGACGUUCCAGGUCGCCGUGCGCGGCAUGUUGUUCUCGCUGCCGUCGCCCGUCAAACGCAAGACUCCUCCCGGCGUCAGGGGCAGCGAUGCUUUCAAGAUGUUCUACCCGACGAGCAUCAAGCUGUGGCGUACCAAGGAGGAGUUUGAGGGGCUCGUGGAUCAUUCCGAAAGCCCAAGGCCGCAGCGUCGGCGACAGGCGCAGGGAGCUGGGUCGCGACACACCAGGCUAAGGGCGGUGGCGGAUCGGCUUCGCACACCACUUCCGGCGCCGCAGACGCACACGAGGCGCCGCCUCUGCUGUCGCUGGGGAGCGCCGCGCGCAGGGAGAUGCUGCUCGAGCGGCUGCCCUACAUGGGCGCAGAUCGCACGCGGUCGCAAGGGGGGCCUGCACUCGAUCAAGCUGCGGGACAUUGAAAAAGUCGUGUCGUUCCAGGGCAUCGGCACGCAGCGGGCGGGCGAGGACGUCGAGUCCGGCGACGAGGCGGCCGAGGCGGAUGGGGGCCCGAUGAGUGGCGAGGCAUGGGCGACAGAUAAGCCGUCCGAGGAGGCGUCGCCGCGGAAGAAGGCGGCGCGGAUCCGCACCGUGAGCGAGGUGUCUGUUUCCGGCUUGGGCGUUUCGGGGCUGGUGUUGAGUGAUGAUGAUAUCGAGGAUGAUGACUAG
Molecule: messenger RNA, 2634 nt
Organism: Verticillium alfalfae VaMs.102
Lineage: Eukaryota; Fungi; Ascomycota; Sordariomycetes; Glomerellales; Plectosphaerellaceae
Product: cell cycle checkpoint protein RAD17
Exons: 2
Coding region: 1-2634 (877 amino acids)
Biological process (GO): DNA repair; DNA damage checkpoint signaling; mitotic DNA replication checkpoint signaling
Molecular function (GO): ATP hydrolysis activity; chromatin binding
Source: RefSeq, a predicted model, not a curated record